AUGACCAGUCCCAACCCAGGUCACGACCAGCAGGAGUUUGGGGGAGAUAACCCGGGAGCCGGAGGAGUUGCAUGUUUUAUUGACAACUGCGUCAAGAGCAGGAAUAGGCGUCUAGAUACCAUCGAGCAGCGCUUGAAUCAGGAGCCUUUGAGCUCAUCGGCUAGCACCACACGAGACGACUGGCCAGGUGUCGCUGCCGACAGGUUCGACAGUCCUGCAGAAAGUGUUCUCGCCUUACUAGCCAAUGAGCUUCCCAAGCUUAUUGCGUCUUCUAAACGGAAUGCCGGAAGUUCCCAGGCUUCCACGCGAGGUUCUAGCAAAAGGCGUCGCUUGAAUAACACAACUAACAGUGAGGGAUCUCAAUUUACUGGAAGUGAUCCGCCUUUGCCGUCAUUUGAAGCACUUGAGUCCUACAUUGAUACCUACUUCACUCAUGUCCAUCCCUGGAUACCCAUGCUUAACCAAGAUCGGUUUCGCCAACGCGUUGAAGAUCCCAUAGAAUCACCAAAGCUCAUGGUUAUACUUCAGGCAAUUGUCAUUGUAGCAUCUAGAUACCUACCUGAUCAACUUGGGCUGAAAGCGAUAUGGCCAGUGGAAAAAAUACGAGAGUGGACUAUCUUGAGAUCGAUGGAAAGCAACACACUGGAAGGUUUGCAGGCCUUGAUUAUUAUAGCUUUCAACGAUAUUGGGAAUGGAGAUGCUGACCGCGCCUGGGCCCUCAUUGCAUCGCUGAGCCGAACAGUCGAGUUCCUCCAACUCACCAUGGACCCCGAGAACGAAGUAGCCCAGCCCAUUUGUAGGCCAUUCUCAUACCUGGGACCAGCCAAGGAUUGGGCCGACCAAGAGGAAAGGCGCCGCGUCUUCUGGAAUGUUUUCCUACUUGAUAGGUUUUGCUCCAUUUCCAUGGGCUGGAAUACGAGUCUGACCUCUAUCGAUGUUCACCAACGACUCCCAUGUGAUGGUAUUCUGUGGCGCAAACAAGAGCCGGUUCAGACGCCUUAUCUCGGCAUCUGGGAUAAAUCGACGGGGGGCUUGGGGAAUAUGGCAGCAAGUCGCUCUCGUCGCGACAUUGAGACGCCUGACCACGUAGAUCGGCGAGCUCAGAUUGAGCCUGACCCGAAUGAAAGCGAUGUGUCGCAGAUUGGAGCCUUUGCUUACAGCGUGGAGGCCACUGAGUCAAUGAGCAGAGUCACGACUUACUUCCUACAGCAUCGUUUCAACCCCAACGACCCAGAUGCAGUCAACUCCUGGCUUGCGCGAUUUAAAGAGCUUGAUCUGCGUCUUGUUCAGUGGAAGAUGUUCUUACCCAAGAAGUGGAAUUCUGGCCUUCUAAGACGGGCCUCACAAAUGGACCCCAACCUCACACUAGCCCACGUUAUCCAUAAUGUAUCUACAAUUCUACUUCACCAAAUCAUCGCAUGGCCUCCACCUUCAUGGCCGUUUAGAAAACGGUUGCCUAGCGUCUGGAGCGCCGAUACAUGUUGCUCUGCUGGUGUCGAGAUAUCAACAAUUGCUCGCAAGUAUCUGGAAAAUACGCCAGAUUCACUGCCUAUUACUAGUCCAUUUGCAUUCUGUCUCUAUAUAGCGGCGAGGAUGUUGCUCAUCCAUUGGAAGAGUGACCCUUCGAAUGGUCACUUGAAUGAUUUCGAAUCAAUGACACAGAGCUUGGACGAGAUGUCUAGACGCUGGAAUGGCUCAAGGAAAGAAGGGCAGCCGAUGGACCUGGCUUUUAAAUAUGCCACCAAGCUAAAGGCAAUGUAUAGGCGUUGCCAGGAGGAUCAAAGCUUUACGAUCAUUGUGUCAGACUAUACUCAGGACAUGGAGUGUCGAACUUGGGACCAUAUGCCAGCAAGUGCGACUGAGAGAGGAAAGGCCCAACAGUGGCCCAAUGCAUCAGAUCUGCAAGACCCCUGGCAGGCUCAGUUAUUGGCGAACAGCACCACAUCUUACCCUCUAGGUUCGUCGCCAGUCCCAUAUCAAGAGGCGGGUAGAAAUCAGGGCUCCAUGGGCAGCACUGGCUCUGGCGACUUAGAUGAUGCUACUGGGAUGGUUUCCAAGCAACUCAUGCCAAUGGAAGAGUAUUUCAUGGAUAUGGAUCGUAUCAUUGCCUUUAAUGACGGAAGUCUCUUUAUGUCUGGUAUGGAAAAUGGAGCUUGUUACCAAUUAAAUUAUCUAUUUUAUGCUCUUACCUUAGAAUAA
This is a messenger RNA of Fusarium pseudograminearum CS3096, 2199 nucleotides long. RefSeq lists its product as uncharacterized. The transcript has 6 exons. The coding region runs from base 1 to 2199 and encodes 732 amino acids. Gene Ontology annotation, molecular function: DNA binding; zinc ion binding. Lineage: Eukaryota; Fungi; Ascomycota; Sordariomycetes; Hypocreales; Nectriaceae. Gene Ontology annotation, biological process: DNA-templated transcription. The record is from RefSeq and is a predicted model, not a curated record. Gene Ontology annotation, cellular component: nucleus.